AUGGAAAGUGGAGAGCAAGUGCCCCGAAAGGGCCGGAAGCUAGGCUCCAGUCGCCGGCGGCAGAUGCGAGAGCCAGCAGAUGGCCAGGAUGCCCUUGUGGCCCCCGAGCCAGAGUCCUGGUCCUCCCAGUCAGCUGCAGAACUGCAGGGCUUCUUCCAGGACUGUGGUGCCAAGGAGAGGGGCUUUGUCACUCGAGAGGACCUGGCGGUGGCCAAGUUCAGCUUCCUGGGCAGCGAGGAGGAGCCGGGGAUGAUCUUUGACUGGGUGGAUGUGGAGCGGAAGGGACGCCUCUCCCUUGAAGAAUUCAGCUCUGGGCUCCAGAACAUCUUUGGCUCCAGCCCGAGCACCCACAUCCUCCACAGAAGGAGGCCACUGCCGUCCAAGCGACGAUCUGCAGCCACCAGCCUCCCAACACUGGAGGAGGCCAACCCUGAGGAGAAGGAGGCAUUCUUUGCCUUCAUGGAGCAGCUGGGAGCCAGCCACUCACUUGCCGAGCAGGCGGAAACCUGGCAGCUCUGGAGGAAGCUGCGGCAGGAGGAGCCCCAGCUGGCAGGCAACCUGGAGGGCUUUCUGGCCAAGAUGCACAGUCGCCUGAAGGAGGCCCGGGCCGACAAGGAGGUUCUGCAGCUGACCCUGAGGAAGAGGGACUCUGACCACCAUCGCAAGGUCCAGCAGCUCUAUGAAGAGAUGGAGCAGCAGAUUCAGCGGGAGAAGCAGCAGCUGCAGGCCGAGAGUGACUUCCGGGGCCUGGCCCUCAGCUCCCAGAUGCAGGAGGUCCUGGAGGCCAAAGAGCGUGAGGUGCAGCGGCUGACUGAGGACCAGAAGAAGCUGGAGGCCCAGCUCCACCGGCUCAGCAGCACACACCAGGAGGCCAGCUCGGAGAACCAGCAGCUUCGCGAGACCAAGCGGGACCUGGCUGGGCAGCUGGAAGAGGUGCGGGGGCAGCUGCAGGUGACCAGGGGGCACCUGAGCACCGCCAGGGACCACGUGUCCUGGCAGAUGGAGGAGGAACCGAGUGUCCCCAGAGCAGGUGAGGAGAAGCCUCCAGACCCUCAGGCAGUCCCCUCUGAGGAGGCUCCCCUGCCUGGACUGACGGGGGACAACGAUGACCGAGACCAGCUCCUCAGCAGCAGCUGCAGCACGCCCCACCGUGCCCUGCGGCUCUCCUGGAGCCCACCCCCCAUCCCAAGAGCCUCCGCACGCCCCCAGGCACCCCAAGGGGCCAGGCAGAUCUCCAUCUCGGGGCCGCAGGCUCUUCUGUUUGGUCCAGAGCCACCUUCAGAGCCAGAUGGGUCUCCAAGGAGCCCCCCCGGGGUGACUUCCAGGACCAAGGAAGAGAAAGGAGUGGACGCAGAGGGCCAGGACAUCAGGCCAGAGCAGACUGGAGAGCCCCCCAGCCUGGAACCUAAGGAGGAGUCAGGGCCCGGCCCUGGGGUCCACUUCCACUGGGGGCUCCCAGGGGCCCCAGCUGGGGAGUCAGGGAGCCUGGUAGCAGCUGCGCUCAAAGUGUCCAUCCCUUUGGAGGAUGGACCCCCUCCUCAAGUGACCUCUCCCCCUCCCCAGGCCCCAGCUGGGCCCAGGGAACAGUUCCAGGCCUCAUACUCAGAUGACGAGGGGCCUGGAGCCUGGAGGUCAGGCUCCCACAGAGGGAUUGGAGCGGGGCGAGCAGACCCAGAGCAGACUGGAGAGCCCCCCAGCCUGGAACCUAAGGAGGAGUCAGGGCCCGGCCCUGGGGGCCCCAGGCCUGGGCCUGCCCCAGCCAAGCUGCCCAGGCAGAGGGAGGCCCUCUAUCAGGACCCACGUGCCACGGGCCCUGAGCCAGGGCUGGGGUCCCCGGGAGCUGGAGCCCUCACAGCAGGGGUGGGUGAGCCCUCCCAGGGCCUGGAGCCUGGAGGUCAGGCUCCCACAGAGGGAUUGGAGCGGGGCGAGCAGAGCCCAGAUGCCCAGGAAGGCCAUCCUGGGGGACUACAGGAAGCUCAUAGCCAGGUCCUUGGGCCCGAAGGGCCGCCUGCCCUCCCCCACCAGAGUCUGGAAGAGGAGCCCAGGGCUGAGGAAAGGAAAGCAGUGGACCCAGGAGGGCAGGAUUUCAUGUCAGAGCAGACUGAAGAGACUAAUGGCCUGAGCACUGGGCACUCGGAAUUCCCCCAGCACGAUUCCCUAUCUGCUCCUCUUCCCACUGACAGAGCACAGGCUCAGGCUGAGGCAGAAGCCCCAGCUCCUGAAAAACCAUCCCCUUCAAGGGGCUCUUCCCCAACAGCGACUCAGCCUGGGGAUGAAGCAGGGCCCCAGGAGCCCACACAAACCCUCCGCAGCAGGGCUGAGCUGGAAGCCCAACCCAGGCCCCGAUCUACAACCACUCAUGCAGAAGAAGAAACAGGCCCUCCUCAACCCAUGGAGCCAAGGGCAGAGACCAGGCCUGAAGAUCCAGGAAUGGACUCAGGAGGCACUGGGCUGACCCCAUCCCCAGGGGACCGCACAGCCAGUGAGCCUUUGGCCAAUCCUGAUUACACCUUCCACGUCAUCUUCCUGGGAGACUCGAACGUGGGCAAAACAUCCUUCCUGCACCUGCUGCACCAGAACACCUUUGCCAGCGGGCUGACAGCUACUGUGGGAGUGGAUUUUCGGGUCAAAAACCUGCUGGUGGACAACAAGUGCUUUGCGCUGCAGCUCUGGGACACAGCUGGCCAGGAGAGGUAUCACAGUGUGACGCGGCAGCUGCUCCACAAGGCUGAUGGAGUGGUGCUUAUGUACGAUGUCACCUCCCAGGAGAGCUUUGCCCACGUGCGCUACUGGCUGAACUGUCUCCAGGAUACAGCAUCCGAUGGUGUGGUUGUCCUUCUCUUGGGAAACAAGACGGACUGUGAGGAGGAUCGCCAAGUGUCCACUGAGGCUGGGCAGCAGCUGGCCCAGGAGCUGGGGGUCUCCUUUGGAGAGUGCAGUGCUGCCCUGGGUCACAACAUCCUGGAGCCUGUGGUGAACCUGGCCCGGUCACUCAAGAUGCAAGAAGAACGCCUGAAGAGGUCACUGGUGGAGGUGGCCCCCGAGAAGCCACGGAAGAGAGCGGGCUGCUGUUCUUGAGCACCUGGCCCGGCCAGGGUAGGCUGGCCACCUCCCUGGGUUUCCUGCAGCUCCUGUUCCACCUGCCUGGACACAGCAAUGAUAGAG
Messenger RNA from Hippopotamus amphibius kiboko, 3165 nucleotides. It is a transcript of the gene RAB44, whose product is annotated as RAB44, member RAS oncogene family. The transcript is spliced from 16 exons. The coding region runs from base 1 to 3078 and encodes 1025 amino acids. NCBI's taxonomy places the organism in Eukaryota, Metazoa, Chordata, Mammalia, Artiodactyla, Hippopotamidae. The record is from RefSeq and is a predicted model, not a curated record. Gene Ontology annotation, molecular function: GTP binding; GTPase activity.